Aethina tumida (small hive beetle) is the source of this 1297-nucleotide messenger RNA. RefSeq lists its product as uncharacterized. Lineage: Eukaryota; Metazoa; Arthropoda; Insecta; Coleoptera; Nitidulidae. The record is from RefSeq and is a predicted model, not a curated record. The coding region runs from base 547 to 1236 and encodes 229 amino acids. The transcript has 5 exons.
AGUUUUUGUUAUAUUAACUACAAUAUACAAGUAUAGCUUCUGGGUAAAUAUUCCUUAUAUUUGGAGUUUGGUUUAUAGAUUAAAAUUAAAAACUCUGAUCGAUUGAUUUGAAUUUUUAAAUAAUAAAAUAACAAUUAUUAAUAAAUGUAUCUAAAAUAAGAUUUUUUAUGAGUGACUAGUACAUCGAUACUCAUAUCCAUUAAUAAUUAUUUAUUUGACCUUACAAAAUAUAAAUUAGUACAUCAUCUAAGUGGUUAAAUACAACGAUUAUCAUGAAUUAAGAAAAAAUAUAUCACACAUUCAUUGUGUAGUAAUUGUAAGGACAAACAAAUAUUUAAUAAAACUUUACCUAAAGCCAAGCGAAUACAUGCGAUUUUUUAAACGUUUCUGUGACAAAACAAAAUCGUAUGUGGGCACCUAAACUAAACAUUAAUCUUAUCUUAGUAAUAUUUUAAAUUUGAAUUUAAAAACACUUAUAAGUACCCAACUACUAUAUAAAGACAGAUUAAAUGUUGGAAAAUUUGUUAGAUUUAUAUCAUCUCUAAUAUGAAAACUAUAAUUUUCUGUGCUAUUCUUGGCUUCGCUGUUGCAGGGGUUGUCAGAGAUGAACCAGAAGAAAUUACCAUGGUUAAAUGGGCUAUAGAAUGUGUAAGGAGUUCACUUAGACACGGCCUACCUGCAGCAGGCAUUCCCUCACAUACACCAGUCAAAUUCUCAAAGAACAUUACUCUUCCAUUCAAUCUCAUUGUAACAUCCGGUACUCUUGAGCUAAAUAAUGGAUUAGUUGAAAAUGUUCCAGAAUUUAAUUUGACAUAUAUAGAUUAUGUGGCGGCUAACAACCCUAACGGAUUAUAUUACGACUACACUCUUCACUGGAAACAGAUGGUAAUUAAAAUGCAAUAUGUUUUGUACCUUGAAUCUGAGCGUUAUGAUGGCGAUAUCACUGUUACAUUCAAUAACCUAAACUUUAGUGGAUUUUGGAACAUGACUUUGCCAUCAGAAGAUAGAGAAUUGAGAUUGGAUGGGUUUAAAGUAGAUAUUGAUGUUGAAAGUGUUGAUAUUUCAGUGACAAACUUGUUUGGCUGGUUUUGGAAAAUGAUUGAAUCUCUUAUAGCAGAUGCUAUCAAUAAAUCUUCAGACACUAUUCUAUCAACAUUGCUUCAAAAACGUUUCAAUGAUGCCUGGAUGUCCAAUUCAACCAGAAUUGAAACCGUGAUGAAUGCAUGCAAAAACUAAUUUGUAUAAUUUUAUACAAUAUUGCCCAUAAACAGAAAAUUAAUAAACUAAUAAAAUAUUA